This is a messenger RNA of Umbelopsis ramanniana AG, 1724 nucleotides long. RefSeq lists its product as uncharacterized. The transcript has 3 exons. Gene Ontology annotation, biological process: regulation of DNA-templated transcription. Gene Ontology annotation, molecular function: DNA-binding transcription factor activity; protein binding; sequence-specific DNA binding. Lineage: Eukaryota; Fungi; Mucoromycota; Umbelopsidomycetes; Umbelopsidales; Umbelopsidaceae. The record is from RefSeq and is a predicted model, not a curated record. Bases 31 to 1602 code for a protein of 523 amino acids.
UUCUCUUUAUACGUUUAUACUUUACAGUUAAUGGAGACAACUAGUGCACCAACAACACCACAGCGUGUUAAGACUCACCAUAAAUCCCAAUACGAUUCAGAAAACCUUUCUUCUGCCAAAGGACUUCUCGACAGUAGUCCCAUAACGUCGAAAGUGUAUUAUAGAAAUGAAACACCAUUGACGCCUAUUCGGACACCACUCAAAGACAGCAACAAUCUGUCAUCUCCAUCACAAUUUGCAACAUCACCACUUGUCAAGCAAGAGCCGUCCCCUGCUCAAAAUACUCGCAUCCAGAACACAGUCCAAAGCCCUACCACUAUAACCGGCUCGUACAUCGAAAAAGUUACUGUCGGCCGGUGCAGUGCUGCAACACAUCAAGUUGGCCGGCGCAACCGAUUACUUAGUCGCAUUCAUUUAUCCAUCAGCUGGAACGAAGCAUCAUCUCAGUUUGAACUCACUGUUCUUGGGCUGAACGGUCUGAAAGUGGACGAAAAACCCUGCACACAGAAAGAAACAGUUGUUCUUGAAGACGGAUCUAUCAUCGAUAUUGUCGGUGAAGUAGUACAAUUCAACUUCCCACCAAGCGAGCAAGAUGAGCUUUCUCUAGCAGACGACUCCAGCGUCUUUGAUAUCAAGACUCCUCUAUCUCCCGCAAUAUCAGUUGGUCAAGACUCACUUGAAGAGCAGCAACCUAUUUCCAACAACCAUAGCAGCAAUGCGCUUUCUCAGAAAUUAAUGGCUGCUAUGGCCGAGUCAAAAGAAGAAAAGCAAUUAGCAACUAUCCCAGAGGCUGUGGUAGAAAAUACUAAGCCAGCUGAGGAACUUGUCGUGGAGGAAGUAAAUCAAAUAACUACUAUCAAGGAAUCACUUGAUGACGAACAGAAAGAAGAUCCAGUCGAACAUGUGCACGGCGAAAGCGUGCCACUUGAAAUUGCCCCGGUCCAGCACGACGUUAAAGAAGAACAGGUUAAUCGCGAAGGCAGCCAGGAUAUCAAUAUAGAAGUUGCAGAAUCAUCUGAUGCGGAACCUGCUGUUACCGAGUCAGAACAAACUGAUCCAAUGAACGCAGAUGCCAACUAUGCAGAAAUGAUCAUAGAAGCACUUGUAUUCUCACGAAAGUCUUCAAUGCCCAUCAGCGACAUCUACACUCGAAUCAUGACAACGAACCCAGCAUACAAGAUGCAAUCAAGAAAGCUUUGGCUUGAUACCAUCACAUCUGUUCUACAUGAAAAUGAUUUCUUCGGACAGAUUACUCGUAAGGGUAAGACAGCUGAUGGAACUCCUAAAGAAAACUUAUAUUACUACCGGAGUGAUAAAGACCCAGUCGAGUGGCGACAAGCGACCUAUACACAAGUUGGCCGAAGUGCUCGUAAAUGCACUUUGCAAGAUAAACAAUACUUCUGGAAGAUUCCCCCAAAGCUUGGCCGUAACCGCUCUUCAUACGUACCACCACCUGCCGGCAGCAGUGCUACGGAGGGCAAGCGAGGACGUAGUAACAAACAAGAAGACGAUGAAGAAAACGGUAGUGCUAAGCGAAUAAGGAAGAGAAAGGUCAGCGAAGAGGAGGAUGUCGUCACGAAAGAAAACACCACUGAAAAAUAAAAUAGACUGGCGUAGGCUUUUCGUAGGGAUAUAUCGUUUUAUUUUAGUUUUUGCUCGCAACCAACGUUCAACAGUGGCUGCGUUUGCUUUUUGUAUUUGUUUCCUCUCUGUCAUUACAGCAU